Messenger RNA from Knipowitschia caucasica, 993 nucleotides. Lineage: Eukaryota; Metazoa; Chordata; Actinopteri; Gobiiformes; Gobiidae. The record is from the annotation of a GenBank genome assembly.
AUGCCGAGCCUGUCUGCAGCCUCCAUACACCGCUACAUGUACACCAGUGUUCCCUUCACCACUGGGUCCAAAAUGGGUUUGGACAAAGAGGCCGGCCUAAUUCACCUGGAAACCAGCAUCUCGGAAGGACAGGCGCUGUACGUCACCUGCCGCCUGCAGAACUGCACUGAAGCCAAUAAGGGCAAACCAUUCCCUGGAUUCAUCGACCCCAAUUCUCUGGUGGUGCAGGACGAGUACGUCUUUGUGCAGGUUUCCACUACAGGGAGGCCAAUCUACUACGUGUCUGCAAAAAGAGAUGUAUUCACCCCAAUGAAGCUGCCCAAGUACACGCUGCCGAAGGAGCUGCAUGUGAUCAGCACGGACGAUAACCGUGUGGUGGCAGCGGUGCAGGAGUGGAACCAGAACGAGACUUAUAACUUGUACGUGUCCGACACUUCGGGAGUCUUCUACUCUCUGGCUCUGGAGAACGUGGUCAGCAGCAUGGGCAUCGAGGGCAACGUCAUGGUCGAUUUGUACGAGGUGGCUGGAAUCAAAGGCAUGUUCUUAGCCAACAAACGGAUGGACAACCAGGUGAAAACGUACAUCACUUACAACCGAGGGCGAGACUGGAGGCUGCUGCAGGCGCCCAGCAAAGACCUGCGGGGAAACAACGUCCACUGUGCACUGCCGUACUGCUCCCUGCACCUUCAUCUCCACGUCUCGGCCAAUCCUUACACGUCAGGAAAUAUCGCGAGCAAAGAGUCAGCGCCAGGGCUUAUAAUCGCAUCAGGAUCUAUUGGGGGCGAGCUGACCACCACAAAUGUCACCGUGUUCAUCACAUCAGACGCAGGAAACACAUGGAGACAGAUCUUCAACGAGGAAUACGCCGUGCUGUUUCUCAACCAGGGAGCGGCGCUGGUGGCCAUUAGACACACGCCUCAGUCCAUACGGCACUUGUGGUGGGUUACCAUAGCAACUCAGGCCAAACAAGCAUACAGGCUUUAUGAUAUUUGA